UGUUUGUAAUGAGCCAUGCUUCGUGUUGAUGAUGCAGGCUACAGUAGAGCUUCGUGCUCCACUAAGAGCGGACCAGACCACUCGACGAGGGAAGUGGAUAUUGACAGCAUGGACGUGAUUCCUAGGGAGAAAACACCGCCACAGGAUGAUUACGCAAGAAAAGAGAAUGCCAUGGUGGACAUUGGCGGUGGCCUUCAAAUAAAUUCUAGCGCAUGGCACCACAUUCAGGGCCAUCAAAAGGAUUCCCUUUUCGUUAAGGACCUCCUCCUGGGAAUUUGGCCCAAGGACCAGCUGAAAAACCGCUCUUUGCAAGGGAAGCGGUGUCCACGAUUUCCUGAUCGGCCUGCAAAGGCUCCACUGACACCUUGGAAAGUGGAAGUGAUGCGUGGUAAGUGUUCAUGCUUUUUAUGAUGUUUUGGUGCAAACUGUCUUUGGUCAUUCUGCUUCAGACCG
This is a messenger RNA of Rhipicephalus sanguineus (brown dog tick), 453 nucleotides long. Its product is annotated as BEN domain-containing protein 5. Gene Ontology annotation, biological process: negative regulation of DNA-templated transcription. The record is from RefSeq and is a predicted model, not a curated record. Gene Ontology annotation, molecular function: DNA binding. The coding region runs from base 16 to 411 and encodes 131 amino acids. Lineage: Eukaryota; Metazoa; Arthropoda; Arachnida; Ixodida; Ixodidae. The transcript is spliced from 3 exons.